This is a messenger RNA of Chrysoperla carnea, 643 nucleotides long. It is a transcript of the gene Atg10, whose product is annotated as ubiquitin-like-conjugating enzyme ATG10. Gene Ontology annotation, cellular component: intracellular anatomical structure. The record is from RefSeq and is a predicted model, not a curated record. Gene Ontology annotation, molecular function: Atg12 transferase activity. Bases 38 to 643 code for a protein of 201 amino acids. The transcript has 2 exons. Lineage: Eukaryota; Metazoa; Arthropoda; Insecta; Neuroptera; Chrysopidae. Gene Ontology annotation, biological process: protein modification by small protein conjugation; macroautophagy; protein lipidation.
AAUUCUAAUUUGAAAUUUAAUCCUAAUAUACGAUUUAAUGGACUAUGAGACAUUCGUAAACAAUAUAAAAGCCAUCGUAAACAUCUCAGAUAAACAUAAUGACGGUUGGAAGUUAAUUACUACAUCUGAAAAUAUAUUAUUCAUCACAAAAGCUAUUUAUCGUUCUACACACGAUAUUUCCAACGAUCAACAAAUUGAAGAUGACUCAAAUAUUCAACAAUUUGAAUCUAACAGCAUUAAUGAUUGUAUUUCGGUAACGAUUAAAUGGGAGUAUAACAUUAUUUAUUCGGAAAGUUAUCGAGUUCCAGUUUGUUAUUUUAAUUCAUGGAAGUGUAAUGGUUCUGUUUUGUUAUUAGAAGAAAUCUGGGAUACUUUGAAUUGUAAACACUUAAGUAUCGAUCUGUAUUCCAUGAUAACUCAAACAGAACAUCCAAUAAAUGGAAUGCCAUAUUUUCAAUUACAUCCGUGUAAAACUAGUGAAAUUAUUAAGAGUUUUCAAGAAUCAAGUCAUAAUUUAGUGGUUUCUUGGAUUAGUUCGAUUUCAAAUUAUAUACAUUUAGAUUUUGAACAUCAGAUUUAUUAUAAUUCAGCCAAACCCGGCGUUGCUCGGGCUAAAAUACAUCGCAUAUUUAAUGGAAUAUAA